UAAUUAGCUUCUUAUAUAUUCCCUUGCAGUCGAAACCUAGCAACUGCGAUUACUUCAAACCAAAUAAGUUGAUCGAUAUCAGAUCAAGAUCUCGAAUACGAAGUCCACAAUGAAGCAACUAUUUCAAAACUACCGAGACGAUGAGCGGAGGAUUGGCGAGAAUUACUUGUCCAGUAUUCAGGACUUCAACUGCAACAGCAAGCCAUUGAUUAAUAUGCCCACGAUGCUUGGCGAGGAGAACAUUAACUACGCCCACAUCAUUGUUAUCUACUUAACAGCUUAGACACAGCUAGUAGAAAGUCGACUCUAAAAGUGAUUCUCCAUAUCAAAAUCGAAAACUUUACAUUUCCAUAUGCGUUGCUAUGCGUUCUGAAUUGUCGUAAUUGUCCCAAAUGUUUUAAUUCAGAUCGGUUGCAGGCAAUCCAUUAUUAACCUUUUUUGAAGGGUGUGGGGCUUAACCUUAUUGACGCAGCGAAUCAUGUACGAGACGAGAGAAUUGUCUCAUGACUGCAUACAGAAUAUUAGUCCUGAUAACCACAAGUGUGAAAGGAUAUAAGUGGCGCGAGAUGUCUGGAAUUUUUGGCGUCGAGACGAAUAGCCAAAUAACAUUUUCGUUAAGUUGAAGUUAUCAUUAUCCAGCCUGCGGCAUUUAUAUUUCUUAUUAUUAACAUUUAGGCUAGGUAAUUUAGUGCUAUGACAAAAUAGGUGUUGUUUAUUGGUAACGGAACUUGGGUGGCUAUAUAGCUUUUCAUAGCUUAAUGUAUAUAUUUUGUUCUGUUUUAAUCGUGAUUAUUAUUUUUUUAGUAUUUUCUUUAUUUUACUUUUUUACUAUUCAUUUAGGAUAAAUUUUGGAAUUAUAUUUAUUCUUGCUUUAAGUCAUAACUCAAGGCGUUAAGAAGUAAUUCUAUGUUGCAGUUAAUUCUAUUAAAGUAUUGUAUUUUACUCGUAGAGUAAAAG
Drosophila yakuba is the source of this 957-nucleotide messenger RNA. RefSeq lists its product as uncharacterized. The coding region runs from base 110 to 283 and encodes 57 amino acids. The record is from RefSeq and is a predicted model, not a curated record. The transcript has a single exon. NCBI's taxonomy places the organism in Eukaryota, Metazoa, Arthropoda, Insecta, Diptera, Drosophilidae.